AUGAACUUUUGCCCCUUUCCUCAUAGUCUGAGGGACCAGGCCUGGCUGGCCGUGGGCCUCGGCUGUGGAGUGCUCCUCAUGCGAAAGCUUCGGAUGAAGGAGGCGCCUGGGCGAGCUCUGAAGAGCUCUGAACAGCUGAAGGGAGUCGAGACGGGAGGCAUUGGCUGGGAAGUCCCUUUCAAAGAUGGAACGAUGGAUUUGGAGGACGUUUUGCUACCAGAAGGGUCCAUUAAAGAUGUGCGCGUUUGCAACUGCGCAGUGGUAUUUGGUCGGGUCACUCGCAUGUAUAAGGGUGGUGAAUGGUGGUUCAACAAGGGUUUUGAGUCGGUGGAUCACAAGAAGAAGUUCAAGCAGAUUUGGUCCAACAUCGCCAACAAGGUGAAGGAAGUAGAGCCCAACUGCCUGUUCGAGAGCCCAGAAAAGCCGCAGUUGAACACAUCACCUGCCAUUUCAUGGGUGUCAUACCUGAGGUCUCCAACUAGAUCACAUGCCGAAGCCUGGCACAAAAGCCCUAGGUUAAGACGGUUUAACCCUACAAGUCCAGGUAGGCCGUGUUGGUCUACCUGGUUUGACUGA
Durusdinium trenchii is the source of this 576-nucleotide messenger RNA. NCBI's taxonomy places the organism in Eukaryota, Dinophyceae, Suessiales, Symbiodiniaceae. The record is from the annotation of a GenBank genome assembly.